This is a messenger RNA of Gavialis gangeticus (Gharial), 3427 nucleotides long. RefSeq names its product minichromosome maintenance 8 homologous recombination repair factor (gene MCM8). The coding region runs from base 131 to 2614 and encodes 827 amino acids. The transcript has 19 exons. NCBI's taxonomy places the organism in Eukaryota, Metazoa, Chordata, Crocodylia, Gavialidae. Gene Ontology annotation, cellular component: nucleus; MCM complex. Gene Ontology annotation, molecular function: single-stranded DNA binding; ATP binding; single-stranded DNA helicase activity. Gene Ontology annotation, biological process: double-strand break repair via homologous recombination. The record is from RefSeq and is a predicted model, not a curated record.
CGGGACGCCGCUGCAAACCGACCCUGUGAUUGGUGCGGGUACCGGAAGCGGAAAUUGUGGCCACCCGGCGCCAAAAUAGAACGGUGGUGGUGGAACCGCUCAGUUUGCCAAUUCAUUUAUAUGGCGUGAGAUGAGCAGUGAAUCCAGAGGAAGAGCGUAUGGACGAGGAAGAGGCUUUCAAAGCUGGCGAGGAGGAGGAGGAUGGCGAGGCAGAGGAAGAGGACAAAAAGGAGACUGGAAGGGAAAUGCUGGGAAGGCUGAGUCUGCCCAGCCUCGAUUAAUUCAGUCAACAUUAGACCCAGUUACUCCAUACAAAGGGUGGAAGCUGUAUUUCUCUGAAGCUUAUGAUGACAGCUCUCCUUUUGUCCAGAAGAUUCGAGCAUUUCAAAAGUUUUUCACAAGCCGCAUUGAACUUUAUGACAAGGAUGAAAUUGAAAGAAAAGGGAGUAUUCUUGUGGAUUAUAAAGAGCUGAUGGACGAUAAAGAUUUAAUUAAGUUGAUACCAGAUAUAUCAAAUGAAUUAAGAGAUAUGCCUCAGAAAAUAUUGGACUGCAUGGGUCUAGCAAUACAUCAGGUGUUAACUAAAGACCUUGAAAGGCAUGCAGCUGAACUGCAGGAACAAGAAGGAUUGCCAAUUAAUGAAGAACCUAUAAUCAAUGUGCCACAUAUAAAUGCAAGGGUGUACAACUAUGACCCAUUGACACGACUGAAGAAUGUUCGGGCUAAUUGCUAUGGAAAAUAUGUUGCUUUGCGUGGUACUGUUGUACGUGUCAGUAACAUUAAGCCUCUCUGCACCAAGAUGGCUUUCAUAUGCAGCACGUGUUUAGGUGUUCAGAGUCUUUCACUGCCAGAUGGAAAAUAUACCCUCCCCACAAAGUGUCCUAUUCCUGAAUGCCAUGGCCGAUCAUUCACUGCAGAUAGAAGCUCUUCUUUAACAAUUACUGUGGACUGGCAGUCUAUAAAGGUCCAGGAACUCAUGUCUGAUGAUCAGCGAGAAGCAGGUCGAAUUCCUCGCACCAUAGAAUGUGAGCUUGUUCAGGAUCUUGUGGACAGUUGUGUUCCAGGAGAUAUAGUCACAAUUACGGGAAUUGUCAAGGUGUCAAACUCUGAAGAAGGAGCCUCUAGAAAUAAGAACGAUAAGUGUAUGUUCUUGUUGUACAUUGAGGCAAAUUCUGUCAGCAACAGUAAAGGACAAAAAAUUAAAAAAUGUGAAGAUGAGACUGAUCACAGAGCAUUCCUGGAAUUUUCACUAAAAGAUCUUUAUGCUGUUCGAGAGAUUCAAGCUGAGGAAAAUCUGUUCAAGCUGAUUGUCAACUCACUUUGUCCUACUAUAUAUGGCCAUGAAAUUGUAAAGGCAGGCUUGGUGCUGGCAUUGUUUGGAGGAUGCCAAAAAUAUGUUGAUGACAAAAACAGAAUUCCAGUGCGAGGAGACCCACAUGUUUUGGUGGUUGGCGAUCCAGGAUUGGGAAAGAGUCAGAUGUUGCAAGCAGUGUGCAAUAUUGCUCCGCGUGGUGUAUAUGUUUGUGGUAAUACCACCACCAGCUCUGGCCUGACUGUAACUCUGUCUAGAGAUGGCACCUCUGGAGAUUUUGCUUUGGAAGCUGGUGCUCUAGUACUUGGAGAUCAAGGUAUUUGUGGAAUAGAUGAAUUUGACAAGAUGGGAAGCCAGCAUCAAGCUUUGUUGGAAGCAAUGGAACAGCAAAGUAUCAGUCUGGCCAAGGCUGGCAUUGUAUGCAGUUUGCCAGCUAGGACAUCUAUUGUUGCUGCAGCAAACCCAGUUGGGGGGCACUAUAACAAAGCCAAAACAGUAUCUGAGAACUUAAAAAUGGGGAGUGCCUUAUUGUCCAGAUUUGACUUGGUAUUUAUCUUGCUGGACACCCCAAAUGAAGAUCAUGACCAUUUGCUUUCUGAACAUGUAAUGGCAAUGCGGGCUGGAAAACAAGGAGUACGUAGCAGUGCUGUAAUGACUCGCACCAAUAUUCAGGAUCCUAAUACCUCUGUCCUUGAAGCAAUUUCAGAGAAACCACUAGUAGGAAAGUUAAAGGUCUUGCCAGGAGAAAACUUUGAUGCCAUUCCACACCAGCUGUUGAGGAAGUAUGUUGGAUAUGCCCGGCAGUAUGUCCACCCAAAUUUAUCUCCAGAAGCUGCGCACGUCCUCCAGGAAUUCUACAUUGAGCUCCGGAAGCAGAACCAAGGGCUAGACAGCACACCAAUCACCACAAGGCAACUGGAGUCACUGAUUCGACUUACAGAGGCACGCUCAAGGCUGGAGUUAAGGGAAAAGUCAACCAAAGAAGAUGCUGAGGAUGUUGUAGAAAUAAUGAAAUAUAGCAUGCUAGGUACUUACACUGAUGAGUUUGGAAAAUUGGACUUUGAACGUUCACAGCAUGGUUCUGGGAUGAGCAAUAGGUCACAAGCCAAAAAAUUUGUCUCUGCCCUGAGUAGCAUUGCAGAAAGAACCUACAACAAUAUAUUUGAAUUUCAACAGCUUCGGCAGAUUGCAAAGGAAUUACAAGUAAAAGUAUCUGAUUUUGCCAGUUUUAUUGGCUCUCUCAAUGAUCAGGGUUAUCUUCUGAAAAAGGGUCCACGAGUUUAUCAGCUUCAAACUUUGUGAAAGAACAUCCAUAACAAUACUUGAUGCCCAGUGCUUGUAUCUGAAGAGGAUUAAUGGACAUGCUGCAACAGGAUUCCUGUUACAGUACAACUGGCAGUCUACCAAGGGUACUCCUGUACGUACUUUGCAACUAGCCUUGAGCAUCAGUAAAAGACAAGAAGUUCCCAUGAAUACUGUCAUUUAAAAAUAACCCUUUAAGAAUGACUGACUUUCUUAAAAUACUGCCAUAUGACAAGUGCUGCCAUGUGACAAGUAGCGUAGGACUCCAAAUCCAGAUAUGAGUUGUUUGAGACAGGAAGUCUAUCAGCAUAUAUGCCAAUUAUCAAAGACGAUAGGAAGAAAAGAUUCUGUAUUUAUAUUCAUUCUAUUAAAAAAACAGUAGUGGAUUUUAUUGCAGCUUGAAUAACCUAUGAAAUUUGGUGCCAUUUCAAUAGAAUAUUGAAAUGACAAAGUUUAUAGUUAUAUAGUUAAAUCAAUUAAACAGUCACAGAAACUGAUGGAAAAGUUUUCAAGAAAUGGAUAAAUAAUUUUUAAGCUGAGGCACUGUAUAGUUAUACCAGUUAAUUAAAAGAGAUUCUUUAAUGUAAUCUACUUUGGCUGCUUAAUAUUUAUGUGCCUCUUUACCCGGGUGUUUAUUUAAAAUAUUGGCUCUGGUUAAAAAAGUUAAAUAUUGUAUUGUAGACAUGAGAGUGCUUUUUCUAAACAUAUUUCAUUAAACUUUAAAGACAAAAGUUGGUUUUCUAUUAGUUAAGUGACAUUAAAUGUUAUACAUUGAAAAACGUGGAAAUUAAAGCACUUUUAUGAUAAAUACAA